Monoraphidium neglectum is the source of this 540-nucleotide messenger RNA. RefSeq names its product ketol-acid reductoisomerase. The record is from RefSeq and is a predicted model, not a curated record. Gene Ontology annotation, molecular function: ketol-acid reductoisomerase activity. Lineage: Eukaryota; Viridiplantae; Chlorophyta; Chlorophyceae; Sphaeropleales; Selenastraceae. Gene Ontology annotation, biological process: branched-chain amino acid biosynthetic process. The coding region runs from base 1 to 540 and encodes 179 amino acids. The transcript has 4 exons.
AUGGGCAAGAUCGACCAGACCUACAUGUGGAAGGUGGGCCAGGCGGUGCGCGCCAAGCGCGUGGAAUCUGAGAUUCCGCUGGACCCCUUCACCGCGGGCGUCUACGUCGCGACCAUGAUGGCCACAGUGCAGACCCUGCGGGAGAAGGGCCACCCCUACAGCGAGAUCUGCAACGAGUCCAUCAUCGAGGCCGUGGACUCGCUCAACCCCUACAUGCACGCGCGCGGCGUGGCGUUCAUGGUGGACAACUGCUCCUACACCGCGCGCCUCGGCAGCCGCAAGUGGGCGCCGCGGUUCGACUACAUCCUGGAGCAGCAGGCCUUUGUGGCCAUCGACAACAAGGAGCCCGGCGACAAGGACGUCUUUGCCGGCUUCCUCAGCGACCCCGUCCACGCCGCCCUCGCCGCCUGCAGCGAGAUGCGCCCCGCGGUCGACAUCUUUGUCGGCGGCGAGGGCUCGGACGUCGGCGUCGGCGCCGGCGGCGCGCGGACGGAGUACCGCUCGACGGUCGCCAAGGAGACCGCCGGCACCGCCGCUUGA